Purpureocillium takamizusanense is the source of this 4185-nucleotide messenger RNA. RefSeq lists its product as uncharacterized. The record is from RefSeq and is a predicted model, not a curated record. Gene Ontology annotation, cellular component: cytoplasm. The coding region runs from base 1119 to 3824 and encodes 901 amino acids. Gene Ontology annotation, biological process: proteolysis. The transcript is spliced from 3 exons. Gene Ontology annotation, molecular function: calcium-dependent cysteine-type endopeptidase activity. NCBI's taxonomy places the organism in Eukaryota, Fungi, Ascomycota, Sordariomycetes, Hypocreales, Ophiocordycipitaceae.
CCCCGUCUGGUCUUGGGCCUCCCCUCAACUCCCUCCAGUCCCUCGGACGGCGUACAGUACAGUACAGUCCAUCGAGUCCUAGACGCACUGCAGUUGUACCUGGCCAAAGGUCGUUUCAAGUGACGGCCAAGGGCUGGUUUCAGGGACUCUCUACCCGCCGUGGAGACACAAUGGCUCAGACUCUGUUCGAGCAGGAAGAAGAAAGCGGUCGGUCCCUCACCGCCGGCCGCCCUUCUUCAAUGUCCAUGUCCAUACCGAAGGGUCUUGCAUGGGGCUCCCGGGACGGGGCUCCCGGAAAAGACUCCGAACCAUGGCCCAACAGUUCUUCACGUCAUGUUGUGCUUACCUACCUUCGUAAAUUACUGUUACUCCUCGCAGAACCUUUCUUCCCCUCGGCUUGGGCGGCAAGGCAGUGAGCGAGUGAGGCUGGGUUCGUCGCACGGCAUCACGGACAUGCGACGAGUCAGCAAAGCCCCCAAGUCUGGUUCCUCGCCGCCGUCACCCGACCUUUCAUGUCAGUGCAAACCCAAAAGGACGGGAGGCGUUCCUGGGUAGGCAUGGUCAGGGGCCCUGGUUCCACAAGACACUGAUGGGUUGCCACUCACCAACAAGUUGCUACAACACCCACCCGCCGCCGCCCUCCGACGCCGGCAGAUCCGUCGCAGCCUCACCUGCUCCAGCCAAUCAUGUAGCCUUGGCGUGCCCGGUGAGCAUGCAAUCCCCAGAUUCCUCUUAUCUGUCGGUGAGGUGUCCUGAAUUGGAGGGCCAAUCGAGCGCGCACCCUAGUCAGGGGCCCGACGUCGGUUCACUCCCAGAGUCAAGUCAUUCCCCUGGGGGGGGGGUAACCCCGGCCUUCAAAACCCCAUCCCUUCCUCGUUUCUUCUUCUCCGCUGCCUUUUUUAUCCUUUUUGCGAAUUUAUCGUCACCACAUGUACCACCUCCAAAGCAGUAAGUAACAUAGUAACGUUAGUACGGGCCUUGAUCCCUUACAACACCACAAGCCCUGGGGAACGACACAUCACACCUCACCGUAGGUGGCAUCAACCAACUUCCAAAGGGCCUGAGAAAAAGCGCCGACACCAUCCUGCGUAUGAGCAGCGGGCACAGGGGUGAAUAGAAUGCACGGCUACAGUUCCUCCGAAGAGUCAGAAGACCCGCGCCGGCCGCGGAUCCAGCCCACCAGCAAUGGCAACAGCCAGGACCAGAAGAAGAAGCGCAAGCGCCGCGUUCCGCCGCAACAGUCCAUCAACCGCAUCUGGAAGAAAUUCUCCAACCGCAAAUUCCACAAGGCGCUCUCCGUGCUGCCCUUCGACCCCGUCACUCCCAAUGCGGCCAGCUCCGACAGGCCAAACGAGCUCCUGAGCGAAGGCUAUGAGCGAGCCGUCGAGGAAUGUCGCCGAAAGGUCCAGAAGAUCGUCAGGGAGUGCAAGCGGGUCAACAUGAGAUACCGCGACCCGGGUUGGGACUUGGAUUGGGAUCUCAAAUAUCAAAAGGGCCACUGUCUCAACAGCCUUGGCAGCCAAAAGUUUGAGCUCAACAAGACCACGCUCCUGGGGUCCAGCGAUUCUGUCCCCAAAGCCGUAAAGAGGGUGCACGAAAUCUUCGAAAAGCCCACCUUCAUGAAGGAUCUCAACGGUGCCGACGUCAAGCAGGGAGGCCUUGGCGACUGCUGGAUCAUGGCGGGAAUGACCGCCAUGGCCAACGUCGAGGAGGGCAUCAAGCGCACGUGUGUUGCGCACGACACGAAGAUUGGCAUCUACGGAUUCGUCUUUUACAGAGACGGAGAAUGGGUCUACUCAAUCAUCGACGACAAGCUCUACCUCAAGUCUCCUUGCUGGGACUGCCCUAGCCUGCAACGCGAUCUGCUCCAGCAAAUUGACCGCGAAGACGUCGAGGCGGUGUACCGCAAGACGUACCAGACGGGCUCCAAGGCCCUUUUCUUCGGCCAGUGCAAGGACCAGAACGAGACCUGGGUCCCUCUCCUGGAAAAGGCCUACGCCAAGGCUCACGGCGACUACGGGUCCCUAUCCGGAGGCUGGAUCGGCGAAGGGCUCGAGGACCUCUCGGGCGGUGUCACAACCGAGCUCCUCUCGUCCGAUAUUCUCGACACGGACGAAUUCUGGGACAACGAAAUGUCAAAGGUCAACCAAGAGUUCCUCUUCGGCUGCUCGACCGGCCUCCUCGAGCAUGGGUACGGCCAGCGCGAUGGCAUCUGCGAGGCACACGCCUACAUCGUGUUGGAAGCCCGCACGCUCAAGUCUGGACAGCGCCUGGUGAAGCUGCGCAACCCAUGGGGAAAGGUCCGCAAGGGUCUCUGGCAAGGCGCGUGGAGCGACGGUUCCAAGGAGUGGACAACCGAUGUCCAAGCCGAGCUCGGGCACACCUUUGGCAGCGACUCCGUCUUCUGGAUCUCGUACGAGGAUCUAAUCGCCAAGUACACCCACUUCGACCGCACACGACUGUUCCGGGAUCCCGACUGGCGGUCCUCCCAGAAGUGGGUUGGCGUCGACGUCCCGUGGAAGGCCGAGUAUCACGAGAAAUUCCACAUCUCGCUCACCAAGGACUCGCCGCUGGUCCUCGUCAUGUCUCAGCUGGACGGCCGCUACUGGAAGGGACUCCAGGGGCAAUACACCUUUCGCCUGCACUUCCGCCUGCACUAUCAAGACAGGCUGGGGGCGGAGGACUACAUUGUCCGCUCGCACGGCAACUACUUCAUGAAGCGCUCUGUCUCCGUCGAGCUCCCGGACAUGCCGGCCGGCAACUACGUGGUGUACCUCAAGGUGACGGGCGAGCGGGACGGCGACGCGCCUUCGGUCGAGCAGGUCGUCAAGCGGGAACUCAAGGAGCGCGUCGAGCAUCCGAAGUUGGAACAGGUCGGAUACGCAUACGACCUCGCGCACAGCAAGGCGUGGAACCACAUGGAAAAGGUGGCCGCGCUGAGGAAGAAGCGCGAUCAGCAGAAGGCAUCCGGGCUGCGCCAAAAGGAGCGACGGCAUGCGUGGGAGAAGCGUCACCUCCAGCGCAACGUCAACAAGCAGCAGGCCAAGAAGAACGAGGAGAAGAAGCAGCGAGCGAGGGACGCCAGGGAAGAGCGGAAGAGACAGCGGGAGCGCGAAGAGGAGGAGAGCAACAAGGCAGACGAGAUCCGUCAGGCCGCGGAACGUCUGAGCCUGACGGAGGCUGAUCCCGCCAAGAAGGAGCCAGCAGACGCCGACGAGACCAAAGACGACGACGAUCCCAGCGCUGCCGCCUCGGACUCGAGCGGCUCGCCUGUAGAGACCCCAAAGAGCGAAGGCUCCGUCGUCGUCGUUUCGUCGGACAAGAAGCAGGACGUGCCACCAGUCGGCGGUCCGCCACCGCCACCACCACCACCACCAGCCCCGGCGCGGGAAGAGUCAGACAAGGCCAAGCCGGAGCAGUCAGCGAAGCGCGGCGAGGUCGUCGCCAAGGAUGAGUCUGACGGAAACUCGUCUGACUCCCCGGUCGAGGACUGGGAGGAGCUCUACAGCAGCGACGACUUCAUCCGCAAGCCCCGCACGCAGCCCGUGGGGAUCCCGCCUCCCCGCGACGAGUACGACACGGAGGAGGAGAAGAUGCCGGACCCGUGGAACGCCGUGUGCAUCGUCGGAUUCCGCGUCUACUCCAAGGACGCGGGCCUGCAGCUCCGGACCGUCAUGGAGGGCGGCGAGCUGCUCGAGGGCGGCAUGGGCGAAAAGGGCGAGCUGGACCUCGACAAUGCCCAGGCCAACGCCUCCGGCAUUCGCUACGACACCGACGACAUGACAGCCAGGGGGAGUACCGCCACGGUCUUGGCGGCUCGAUAAAAAGGCAAGGCAAUGCACGGUGAUGCAAUAAUGCUUUGUCGUAUCGAGCAGGUUUUAUGAUGAGCAUUUACGAGACCCAGCGUUGAGAGUCGGCCCUUUUUUCAUCUUGGCAACUCUCUUUUUUUUUUUGGUUUUGUGCUUUUGGCUGUUGUUAUUGUGUUUGUUUUCACGUUAUACGGGCAUUGCAAUGCGUUAUAUGAACAUCGCAUAGAAGAUUGACAAGAAGGGCACGAUAGACGACGAAACCUACAGUAUAGUACAUCUCAUAGAGUAGAUGCCAGACAGACUGCAUUGCAUAAUUUGAGCCUUGGCCUUGAGUAUCCUCUUUUGGCUCUUAAGCGCAAGGUUGGCUGGUCGGGCC